AUGUCUUCCGACGAUAAGCUCUACAUCUCCUACAACUGUGUACAUAAAUUAUGUCAAAAGGCCGCCACCGAGAUUCUCUCUACCAUCGGUAAGCCAGAUGUUAUCGUCGCCAUCGGUGGAGGUGGAUUUAUUCCAUCCAGAAUUAUACGUACCUUUUUGAGACAAACCGGAGAAAAGAACAUCCCCAUCCAGGCCAUCGGAUUGUCUUUAUAUGAAGACCUGGGUAUGGGAGCAGAUGCCAUUGGUAAAGAAGUUAUUCGUACUCAAUGGUUGGAUUUUGGGGCUCUUGCACAGCAUUUUGAUUCUCUCAUCGGUAAGAAUAUUUUAAUUGUUGACGAGGUGGACGACACCAGAACAACUUUACAUUAUGCUCUGACCGAGUUGUACCAAGACAUUCAAGAAAACGCUGAAAAGUUGGGUAAAGACAUGGGUAAUACCAAAUUCUCUAUUUUUGUUGUCAACAACAAGCUCAAGCCAAAGAGAGCAGAAUUGAACAAGGAUCUUAUGAACGGUGGCAUUUAUUUAUCUGGUGAAGACGUUGAAGACAGAUGGAUUGCUUACCCUUGGGAAUCCAGCGAUAUCGACACUCACACCGAACUCGCCAUAAAACAAGGCAACAAUUAA
Messenger RNA from Pichia membranifaciens NRRL Y-2026, 624 nucleotides. RefSeq lists its product as hypothetical. Gene Ontology annotation, biological process: hypoxanthine metabolic process; IMP salvage; XMP salvage. Gene Ontology annotation, cellular component: cytoplasm. NCBI's taxonomy places the organism in Eukaryota, Fungi, Ascomycota, Pichiomycetes, Pichiales, Pichiaceae. The record is from RefSeq and is a predicted model, not a curated record. Gene Ontology annotation, molecular function: hypoxanthine phosphoribosyltransferase activity. The coding region runs from base 1 to 624 and encodes 207 amino acids. The transcript has a single exon.